GAUUUUCGUCCUUGACAGUCUUUUCAAAAUCCCAUCCAUUGUUGCCAAGUCUACUGAAAUGGACAUUAUUUCUAAUGGACACCGGAUUGUUUUACGGCCUGUACAAUAAUUGUAGAAUUGUGAAAACUAAUCGAACAUUUUAUUUUAAAUAUUAAGAACGUACCUACGGGAAACCUGAUUACGGCAACCAAGAGAGGACUUAUGAAACUUAGGAAUGAACAGAGUCGUGAUGCUACUUGAUAUGGACUGUUUCUAUGUUCAAGUUGAACAACGGGAAUUUCCUGAAACUAAAGGGAAGCCGUGUGUUGUUUCACAGUAUAGUGAGUGGAAAGGUGGAGGAGCUUUAGCCAUAAGUUACGAAGCCAGGGCUCUAGGUAUCAAGCGUGGGAUGUUUAGUGAUGAAAUUCGAGUUCAGCAUCCAGAAGUGAUUAUUUUCAAAGUUCCUGAGAAACGAGGUAAAGCAGAACUUACAAGAUAUCGGGAUGCGAGUUCUGAAGUGAUUCAGUGUAUAUCCGAAUUUACUAGCGAUAUUGAGAGGGCUAGUAUUGAUGAGGCCUACGUUGACUUAACUGGUAUCGUAGAUUCAGUUUUGGUCCAGGAUGACAAUUUGUCAUCACUGCAGCCCAAUCCAGAGUCUUACGUGUUAGUUAGUAGCGAUAUUGCUGAGGAGUCAAAGUUAGAACUUACCAAAACCAACUGUGUUUCGCUCAACGGUGUUGAUUGGAUCCAGUUGCUAGACUCUAAUUUUGCAGAAGGAAGGCGAUUAGCUGUAGCUUCUGAAUUGGUAUACCGCAUUAGACAGGCUGUAUUUACAAAAACAGGAUUUAGAUGUUCCGCUGGGAUUGGUCCAAAUAAAUCUAUCGCUAAAUUGGCAUGCAGUCUAAAUAAACCAAAUAAACAAACAAUUAUUCCGCAUGAAUCAAUUCCCAUUUUAUUGGAAAAUACUCAUAUAAGUAAAAUACGUAAUUUAGGUGGUAAACUUGGAAGUGCUGUUGUUAAACAAUUAAAGAUUGAGACACUUGGUCAGCUAAGUUCAAUUCCAUUGUCUGUGCUCACAAAAGAAUUUGGUGAAAAAACAUCAAAAUGGCUUCAUGACUUAUCUCAUGGGAUUGAUCAUGAAGUAGUUACUACUCGAUCACUUCCAAAGUCUGUUGGUUGUAGUAAAAAUUUCCUUGGACGUGCAACACUUACAUCAAGUGAACAAAUUAAACGAUGGUUAUUGUGCUUAGCUGAAGAAAUAUUUGAAAGAUUAGAUGUUGAUUAUCAUCAACAUCAACGUUAUCCUACUCGAUUAAUUCUUUAUGCACGUACAACCAAUGAUCCAGGAUACAUUGGUGGGAUAUCACGUACACUUCCGUCUAAUCUUUUACAAUUCAUUGGUUAUGGAAAUCGAAGUAUCAUGAAUAAUGAUGAUGGAAAUUGUAGUAAUACUAGUGAUUUAGAUAACAAAUUACUUAAGUAUACAAGUCAAAUUGAAAAACUUGCAAAUACUGCUUUGGUCAUUUUGAAGGAAGUCCUUUUUAAAGGGGAAGCUCCGGAAAUAUGGGAUCCUGGUAUAAAUUCUUUAGGUCUUUCAGCUGGGAAAUUCUUAUCUAAUUCCUCUACUUCAAAUGUUGAUAUUCGAUCUUUAUUACAAAAAAAACAAAUAGAAUCUAUAAAAUAUGAUACUGUUGUUCAGCAAGAAUCAAUGGUAUCUAUUCCACCUGAAAAGUCUAUAUCACCAUCUUUAGUUAAAUUGUCUUCUGAUAAUGAUGUUAAAAAUGAUACAGUCAACAUUUCACCUGAUAGAAAACGUAAUUCUAAUGAUUCUACUGUAAAUAUUAACACAAAUAAUCUUUCAUUUUUUAAACGUUUGAGAGUCGCUGAAAUCUCAGCUCCAUUUCAUCCAACUCCAUUGAUUGACAAUCUCAAUAUUAAUAAUAAUACUACUACUACUAAUGAUAAUAAUACAAGUGAGAAUAAGAAUUUUUUAUUAGUAGAAAAUCAAAGUGGAAAACUCAUUUCCAAUUCAAUAACACCACCACCAACAGCAACAACCAAUGUACAAUUGCAUCAAUCAUUAGAACAGAAUAAAUCAUCCACACUAGACGAUUCACCUUAUUUAGAAGUUGACUCAGAAUCACGUCAUUCAACAUCAACAACUUCAGAUUCGUCUAAUUUUUUCAAAUCAUAUUCAAUUGGUGAUUGGAUUAUUUGUGAUAAAUGUAAUUCACGUAUAUCUGUAUGGCAAUUACCAGAACAUGAAGAUUUUCAUAUAGCUCAACGUAUACAACAUGAAUGGUCAAAUAAAGAAGUUAAUAUAAAUACAACAUCAAUAGAGACAUCAUUAACAAAAUCUAAUGAUACUACUAAUUCAAAUCAAGUAAAUAAUUCAUUAAUAAAUAAAAUAUCUCACAAUCAAAAAUCAACUAAAAUCAAAUCUAAUUUAAAACAAUCAAAAUCAAUAAAAAAACAUCAAAAAUCAAUUAAAUCUAAUUCUGGAAGUUUAGAUCAAUAUUUUCAUAAAAUCCCUUAA
This is a messenger RNA of Schistosoma bovis, 2515 nucleotides long. The record is from the annotation of a GenBank genome assembly. NCBI's taxonomy places the organism in Eukaryota, Metazoa, Platyhelminthes, Trematoda, Strigeidida, Schistosomatidae.